This is a messenger RNA of Aspergillus mulundensis, 1272 nucleotides long. RefSeq names its product GPI-anchor transamidase subunit GAB1. The transcript has 5 exons. Gene Ontology annotation, cellular component: membrane; GPI-anchor transamidase complex. The record is from RefSeq and is a predicted model, not a curated record. Gene Ontology annotation, biological process: attachment of GPI anchor to protein; protein localization to cell surface. Lineage: Eukaryota; Fungi; Ascomycota; Eurotiomycetes; Eurotiales; Aspergillaceae. The coding region runs from base 1 to 1272 and encodes 423 amino acids.
AUGCCUAUUGAUCGCAGGAAGGCCGCUGUGUUCGGAGGCGCUCUCGCCUUGCGGCUUCUCCUCCUACUCCUGUUUCCCUCCCUGCCCGACUUACUGACUGGCCGAGUGGAGGUCUCGACGCCAGUGACCAGCUUCAAGAGACUCCAAGAAGGCCUCUUCCUCUAUAACCGCAAUGUGUCACCUUACGACGGAGGCGUCUUCCACCAAGCGCCCCUUCUACUCCCAAUAUUCUCGCUUUUGCCGAACGCCCAUCAGUACCCUCUUCCAACCGCGCUCCUCUACUCGCUGAUCGAUUUGCUUAACGCGAAUGCCUUGGUAACCAUUUCCGAUUCCGCUCAGGCAGUGUCCGGGAGACUGUACACGUCAAUAAGGAAACAAAUAAAGUGGGACGGCGCUGUGGUCGCAGCAUGGUUCCUGUUUAACCCCUUCACUAUUGCAACUUGCCUUGGCCGCUCAACCGCAGUAUUCACCUCGACCGGGAUCCUCUAUGCCCUUUCCGCGGCCGUCCAAGGUCAAAGCCUCAAUGCGAUGUUCGCACUAGGACUUGCGUCGUACCUGUCGAUCUACCCGGCCCUUCUGUUCAUCCCGCUUGUCCUCCUUUGCUAUGAUCGACACGCCCAGCGCAGCCCAAGCCCUCCGUCCCCAGUUCUGUUCGUGGCUAAACACUUCCUCGUCUUUCUUUCUAGCAUAUUGGCACUCCUUGGCAUUUCUCUCCUGAUUAUUGGCGACUUUCCGACUCUUAUCUCCGCAACGUACGGUUUCCAGCUGCUUGUUCCGGACCUUACGCCUAACAUUGGCCUUUGGUGGUACUUCUUCAUUGAGAUCUUCGACUCCUUCCGGGACUUUUUCCUCGGUGUCUUCUGGCUCCAUCUUACAGCGUACGCUGGCAGUCUUUCUGUGCGGCUACGCCGACAGCCUCUAUUCGUCGUUACCUCACUAUUGGGGAUUUUUGCAGUCUUCAAGCCGUAUCCCAGCAUUGCAGAUGCCUCUUUGUACUUUGCUGUUCUCCCGCUCUACCGGCAUCUUUUCCCUUUAAUGCGCUACACCUUCUUCUCCGUGUCGGCUCUUCUCUACGCCUCUUUACUGGGCCCCGCUUUUUACCACCUCUGGAUUUACGCGGGCUCGGGAAACGCCAACUUCUUUUAUGCAAUCACCCUAGUAUGGAGUCUAGGCCUUUCGCUUAUCCUGGCUGAUACAAUAUUCGCCGCCCUCCGCGACGAAUGGGAGCAGGAGAACCCCGACAAGCGCGGCAAGACCGUCAAACAAGUGUAA